AUUCAUUCAUCCAUUUAUUCAUUCGAGCGUCCUCAUGAACACACAAGGCAUUCAUUCGGACGAUGCAAGCAGCACUGCGGGACACCCUGCAAUGACCAGGGCGGCAAGUCCGAAGAACGGCCAUGCAUCGUGAAUACAGACAUACAUACGUGUGUCCACCUCAUUCCUGUCUGUCUGUCCGUCCGUCCGUCCAAGUGUCAGUGUCUUCUCAGCUAGAGGGGCGGCAGCUGUCGGUAGAAUGACCUCCUGGUGGCAAAGAAUGCCCUACUCAGCCGUCCCUCCAGCACCCACCUGUCCACACCCACCGCACCGCUGCCCUCCUCACCAACUGGCGGGAAAGACUCAUCCGCCUCCUCCAUCUGACAACAGAAACCAAACCGACGUGCUCACCUCACAAGCGGGAUCGCGUACGUAUACAUGCGUGUUGGAUGGCUGGCUGCAGCCCCUCCCUGACUCACCUGCUUCUUGAGCGAUGCGGCUCGGUCGACGACCACAUACCCUCGCGGGGCGCCGAACAUGACCUGCAUUGCAUUGCAUCGCAUCGCAUGCACCAGCAGCCAGCAGCCACAGGUGUUGUGCUCACGGCUGACAUGACACACCGCCCCCCCUCCCCAGCCAGCCACCCACAUACCUCUUUGUGGUCGCCCGAUGUGUGUAGCAGCUUCUGCAGGUCGACCAGCCGAGCAGACCCCAUCAGCAGGGGCUCACUCGGGGGCGGCAUGCCCUCGUCCGCACCCAUGUCUUCAGCCUCCAUUACAGCCUGGUCUGCACCCCUAGCACCUGCAGCUGGACCCGACUCGGAUGGCUCCACCUUGACCUUGACGAGAGGCUGUUGGUGAGUGCCGUCUGUAGCGGCGGCGGCUGGGUGUUGCUGUCUGUCGGAAAGGCCCCAGUCAACGCCGCCUGCAGACCUGCGAUCAAGGAAAUCGACACGUGUGUACAAUAUAUGUGACUGGCUGGCUGCCUCUCCCUCCCUCCCUCCCUCCCUGCCUCCCUCUCCUACCCCUGCGUGCCGCCGGCAUCCCUCUGCAUGUCGCCGACCACCACCGCCACAAACGAGGGCAUCGCCGGCUCUUCCCUCCUCUCUGCCGCCGCAGCGGCAGCCUCCUCACGGCCCCCCUUGCCCUGCCCCCGCCCACCACCUCCCACUCCUGGUGCUGGUGCGGGUAGGUUGACGAGAGCGGGCGGGCGGCGGCCCCUCGCGUCCACCUUGCUGAACUUGAGCUGCUCCCACAAGUCCGGCGGGAUGCGGAUCGUCCGCUUCAACGUGGGCAGGCGGAUCUCCACCGACUGGAACUGAAGCAGAAAGGGCGGCAGCAGGGGGUGGGGGGCGUCGGGGGGCGGAGGCUGCUGUUGGUCUUGCUGCAGUUGCUGCUGGAGGGAUUGGAGGUCGGCGAGAGAGGGGAGGGGGGCGCAGGGGUGGAUCUGAGGCGGGUCGGCUGUGUUGGACAGGCUGGACGAGAGAAGUGACGCGCUGUGGGGGCCGCCGAUGUUGGCAAAGUCGGGGAGAAGGACCACGUGGCGGGGCUUGAGCCGCUUGAUGAAGUGGCACGCGCUCACCCCGUCGGCCACCCCUUCCUGGCCGUGCAGCACCUGCAGUAUGUGUGUGUGCAUCCAUUCAUUCCAUCAGACAGACACCUAGACGAGACACCUCUGCACUGUGUGUACCCGUAUGGCGACCCUGAUGACGACUGAGAUUUCCUCCUCCACAUACGUGUGAGGGUCCUCGCCCAGCCACUCCCUACAACACAACACAACACAACACAACACAGACAAGGCAAACGCACUAAUGCACACAUCAACCCGCCCCCUCCCUCUAGGUGUGCCACCUGAGCUGUGCCUUCCAGUCAGGCUCCUCCUCACCCACACCGGCCCUCUGCUGCUCACCACCCUCGCCCAUCGCCCACCCGUCCAGGCCACCACCUCCACCCCUUCCGUCCACACCGACCUCUCCCUCCCUCUCCGUUUUGACACGGAACUUGAACCACUCCCUUCUCGGCUGCUGGGGUGGUUGACCUGUCGUCUGCGGUGCAUACCCGCCGCCCAUCGCCGGCCGGCCCGGCUGGCCCUUGCGCUUGAACCGGCCAGCCAGACCCCUUGGUGGCUCGGGGGGGAGGGAGGAGGGGGUGCCACCGAGGGGGAGGGAGUUGUCGGCUUGGCCCGUGGCGGACUGCCAGGUGUCGAGCUCCUCUUCCGUGAGGGUCUCGCCGAACUCGUUGGCCUGCCGCUUCCUCUCGGUGUGGCUGAAGGUCCGUUGGCACCAGUCCCUUGGCCCGCCGAAGUCUGCCGAUGACGACAGCAGCCUCUCACCACGCGGCAUCUUCACCACCGACGACUGACGCCGCGGAGGCCUCUGGCCGCCAGGACCAUCCUCACCGACGCCCAUCGGCACGUCGGUGUCUUCCUGCUUGAUAGUGACCGGGUGGCUGGUGGAAUCGUCGGGUGGUGCGGGGGCCAUGGGUGUGUCGGCUGAAGGCUGCUCGGGAGGCCGCUGGCUCGCCAUCAGGGCUCUCUGCUCCUCAUACAACGCACGCAGCUCGGAAUCGGGCAAAGGCACCUGAACAAAGGCACAGAGGUUAUAGGUUGUGUACCCACCCACCCUGUCGAUCGAAUUGCUGGUUCUCACUCACUGACUGACUGACCUUCCUUUUGCGCACGAUGGUGACAGGCCGGCUCUGUUGCCGCGUCGGCAUGGUGGUCCGCCCUCUGUCACUGCCAAAUGCGAAGCUGUGCGCCAGCCUCUCGGCGAGUGAGCCGCUGGGGGGCGGGGUGAAAAAGAUGACCGUGUUGCUCGGGUCGGGGGCGAGCUUCAGAAAGACCUCCUGACAUUCACAUACACAUACAUACAUAGGGGGAAAAGGGGAAGAGGGUCUCACCCACUCACUGCCUGUCCGUCUGUCUGUGCGUUUGUAUGUUUCCUUACCUGUGCAGGUCCCCCUUCGAGUGUGGCUGGUGUGGCCAGCACGAGCUUGGGUCGGUCCGGUAGAGACUCGUACUGUCGGACAUAACAUACACAGACAGAGCAAGAAGCGUGCGUCGUGUAUGGUGUGGUGGGUGACAUACAAACCUCUUGCAGUGAGUUGCAGACAGUCAGGUGUUUCAUCGGGUGGAACGGAUUCGUCCUGACCGAUCAAUCGACGGAUCGGGUCACCACACACAGUGAGGUAGCCAACAUGGAUAUCCACAGGAUGCUCAGGCGUCGGCGCACCGCACCCACCCCACCGACCUGUUUGUGUCAAAGUUGUUUCGGAUCCGCUCCGACAUCCACUCGAGCAACGUCCGGGCGAAGAGCAAUAUCGGCUCCCUGACACACAAACACACACAUGGCAUGGACCACACACACACACAUCCAUUAUGUGAAUGCCGUCCGGCCGUGUGUGCAGGUGUGCUUACGCGACAGGCGAUAGGAACACAAUGGGAUAGUAUGAGAGACCGGCGCUUCGCGUCCACGCCGCGUCGAAGUACAGCAGCAGCUCAAAGAUGCGACCUGACACCACAACACAACACAACCAACCGACCUUCGUUGUCCGUCUCUGCCUUCGUUCGUUCCUUCGUUCGUCGGGCCAGACCUGUCGGCUCGAUGGGGAUGAGCACAGUGCCCUUCCUCCCACGGAGUGUCUGGGACACAAUCUCUGCUCACACAGCGCAGCGCAGCACAGCACACAUACGGAUGAAGGGAGGCAGGUGCGUGACAGUCCAGCCAUCCGCGUGUGUGGGUGCUUUGCUAACUAAAAAGCGCGGCGCCCUCUGUGGGUUUCUCCAACAGCUCCUCCAGCGACGCAUCUGACGCACGACAGACAGACAGACAGACAGACAGAUAUACCACAAGUCCUCUCUCUGUGGGCUUUCUCCUGUCCCUUGCUUUGCUUGCGUGUCCCCACCCACCCACCCCUUGUAGGCGAGAAGUGCUGCAUCAUGAGCCAUGAUGAGAGGGGAGGUGGCGGCGGGGGCAUGAUCCACACUGCAGGACGGCUGCGGCUCGUCAAGAUGCUCAGACAACCGUCCAAAUGCCUGCAGACAGAGAACCACAAACACAGAGACGUCCAUCUCCACAUGCAGUGCAGGCACGCAUUUUAUUGUGUCGUCGAGCAGAAUGUGCCUUGCCUUUCGGGUUUGGGUGUCCAUUUGGUGGCGAAUAGAAUCUCUUGGCAUCCCACUUUGAUGCUCCAGACGGUGCCGCCCAGGCUAUACCCUGACGGCAAUGCCUCGAUCGUCACCUCGUCGCGCACACCAUCAGACAUUGCCUCCUCUGACACACACACACACACACACACACACACACAGUGUGAGCGUUCGUCCCUCCCCGCCCUGCCUGCCUGCGUCCUUACCAUUGGUGUUCGGUCGAGUGAGUGGCACCGGCUGGUGGUAUCUGAGCCUAUGGCACUGCUCGAAGGCCUCAUCGAUGUCGUCCAGCGACAAAUCCACAGACGACUGCUGCCCACCCUCACCGGCACCCUCACCGGCAGCAGCAGCUGCUGCUGCAGCACCGCUGGCCAUGCCUUGCUGCUUGUGCUGGUACGGUCGGUAAGGGGUGUUGAGGUACACGUCGUAUAAGGCCAUGCGCGCGAGGCGGAGAACGGGCUCGGUGCAGUACACACGACGAGCCUGCGACACACACAGACAGACAACCCGGUGAACUGAACGUGCGGGCGUAUGACAGGUCGGUGUCAGUCAGAGUGUGGGAAGUCAGUCACCUGUGUGUCGCCCUCGGCUGUCCUGAAGAAUGGCGCCCAUUGUGAGAGGAGGAAGGGCACCGCGCCGACGUGAUCCAGGUCUCCCUGCGUCAGCAGCAGAUAGUCUACCGUGCCAACCCAUCUGACAUCCAAUUGAUCAGCGACGCGAUGCGAUGACGACACACAGAUCAGAUCAGAUCAGAUCAGAUCAGCUCUGAUCUUCCUCCCUCUCUCUCGGCCGUCGCUCCCUGUCUCUGAGACUGGACUGCCUUCCUGUGUGUCUGUCUGGCUUACUGUUGUAUUGGUUGGAGGAAGUCGGGAUCAAAGAAUGCGUUCCAUCCGCAGUUGACCAUGAGAUUGAGGGAGCCGAUGCGCACCACGGCGCAUUGCUCAGGACCGCCGUACACGGGGAUCACCUCCACAACCUCACGCAUCUUGCCAGACCCG
Messenger RNA from Vitrella brassicaformis, 5120 nucleotides. Lineage: Eukaryota; Vitrellaceae. The record is from the annotation of a GenBank genome assembly.